CUUGGGGGUGCCUAACUUUUCACACCCCAAGAAUGAAAUGACUUUCCUUCUCCUUUAAACACAGUUUGACAAUUCUGUUACAAUGUAACAGAUUUAAUUUUCUCCUUUCCUUGUCCUUAAAUUAUGUAUAUUAGUCUAACUGUACCCCUGUUUGUGUUUAUGCCUUGUAAAGCACUAAGUACAUUUGUAGGUCUAUAUACUUAAAUAAAUACAUUCCAUAUCAAAUAUGGAAGCAGUGUUGGGAGGCAGAAGAUAGCAAGGGUCAAUCAGACUGUUUUCAAGGUGCCAAAUUACAAGAUGACCUUGGAUUAAGGAUAUUUAAUUUUAAGACAAUGUUCCUUUUCUUUAGUCAACAUGGUCUUGAAGGACAUACAAAACUGCAGUAAAGGGAACAGGUUGAGCAGGUUUACCUUGUAAAACCUUAUAAAUACUAACAAUUCUGAGUCACACACACACAUGUCGCCAUCUCACAUUAGUAACUAGAUACACUGCUAUGUAUCAAUGGGGAAUAAGAAAAAAUACUUAAUAAAAUGAAAAACAGCCAGUUAGCAUGAGAAAUAAUUUUCACAAUUCAGUUAAGGACAGGAUAUUUUCAGCAGGUAAGCCUGCGUGAUUACCUGCUGAAAAUAUCAGUGCCUGCCGUACUCAUUGAGAGUGGCACCAGCAGAAUAGGAGGGAGGAGGGGUGGAGGUGCUGGAUAAACAUUCAGUUCUCUGCUGUCCCUCUUCAUUUCCCAGUGUUGUAGCCUUAUUAAGACACGCAAGAUGCAACUUUGUCUAUUCUGCUCCACGUGUAUCAAAUGAGGACCCUCAAUACACGUUUCCAGAUGACAGCUGCCCCAUGGAACUUUCACCUGCUUUUAUGAAAACCAUGAAACCCAAACCGUGGGUACUGGGAUCCCUGAUGGUUUUCAUGCUAUUCCUGCUUCUGUUCUUUAUUCAGAACACACGGUAUGUGUUUCCGGAAGACACCAACAAUUAUUUUAUUGAUGAAGAAAAUCUAAAAAUGGAAACAAAACAAUGUGAAAGGAAACUGCUGCUGCGCCGGCCAGAUAUAAGACGGAAAGCUGCACUUCAAGUCAUCUCUCCAUGGCUCGCACCUAUUGUAUGGGACGGAACAUAUGACCUUCAGAUUUUAAACAAACAGUUUAAGGGCAAAAGGAUUGGACUGUUUGUGUUUGCAGUGAAAAAGUAUAUCCAAUUUCUCCUCCCUUUUUUGAAAUCAGCAGAGAAACAUUUUAUGGUUGGGUACAAAGUAACAUAUUAUGUAUUCACUGACAACACUGCCGCUGUACAGAAAUUACGUUUGGGUGCUGGUCGCACUUUGAAGCUGUUGAAAGUUAAAGCUGAUAAUCGUUGGCAGGAUAUUUCGAUGAGGCGUAUGCAGAUCCUGGUUAACUUGACCCUUGAUCAGCUGCCAAAGGAGGUGGACUACUUGAUGUGUGCCGACGUGGAUAUGGUGUUUAAUGACCGUGUAGGGGUAGAGAUACUAGGGGAUCUGGUGGCCACUAUACACCCUGGAUUUUUCAUUUCUCAAACCUAUCAGUUUAGCUAUGACCGAAAUCCAGCAUCAGCAGCCUAUAUACCAUUUGGACAAGGGGAUUUCUACUACAUGGCAGCUUUUUAUGGGGGGACAGUAAAAGAGAUUAAUAAACUUAGCACAUUUUGUCAUAAAGGCAUUGUUUCCGACAAGCAAAAGAACAUUGAAGCUAGGUGGCAAGAAGAAUCUCACCUAAAUAAGUAUCUUUUAUAUAAUAAACCCACUAAACUCCUGUCACCUGAAUAUAUAUGGGAUACUACCUUAACUAAUGGUGACCUGGUGAAAAGGAGGAGAUUCCUGACUGUGCAGAAGAAUCACAGUGAAGUCAGGAAUUAAGACCCAUAGCGGUGGAAGUGAAAAAGACAAAAAUUGCCUUCCAGGAAACCACAUUUUUACCAGCUCUACCUGCAACCCAAUAUGAUGGUCACCAUAAAACUGUUGCUUUUAUGACUACAAAAGACUUUUGUUGAAUAAAAAACAAUGUUGCAGGUAGUGUAAUCGCACAAGAAUGUUGUCAUACUCUGAUUUAAAUGUUUUAUCUGAAGUGAUUAUCCUGUAGUUUUAGGCCAGUCUGUCAUUGCACUUCAUGGCAAUAAGUUGGAACGAAUACCCUUUCCAGUUUGGGUUAUUGUAGCUUGGAAACAUGGCCUUUGACUUCAAUAGGGAACGAUUUUGUUGUUGCUUGCCAAGCUUUAAAUGUCUGGGUGACAAGACGCCUAGAAUCAAACCAUGUGCCAUUACCUUAAAAAAUGUACACUUAAAAGGUGUAUAUCUACUUCUAGGUAUUUUAAUUUAUUUGAAAUAAUACAAGGGCUGGGUUCAGUGAUAUUGGAAAUCUCUGAAAAAAUUAAUUUUCUAAGUUUUUUAGUAAACCGUUUUUACAAUACUCUGUCUUAAUGUUAAAGAAACAUGAAAAGGACCGAGAACACAGCUAGAACAAAACAGGGCCUAGUGUCGUGAAAUGAUAUUCCAAAGACUGGAAGUAUACAAGGGGGUGGUGGUUUCUGGUCUAUGGAUGGGACCAAGAUGGUGAAUUACCCUACAAAUCAGAACAGACCCAUGAGCUAUGUAAAGUAUGUCUCUGAGCUGGAGGAAAACAGGUGUAUAUCCAAGAUUAAUUGAAACAUCUUUAAAGGAACUACAUUACCCCACAUGGAGUCUGUGGGGUAAUGUAAUUCCUUUAAAGAUGUUUCAAUAAAUAUACUUUUUAUACAGCAUGACUAUAGAGUAAUUUUUGGUUUUUGUAUGCAUUACCUCUGUUUGGUCACAAGAGGUCUCUGUAAUGCUUAGCAUUACUUAAUAUUUUGUGCUAUCCCCAUGGCCAAUACAUACCAUUAUUUUUGUAUAACUGCUCAAAAGAUGAAAGUCGGCACUCCGGUAAGUUAAAAAGGUGGUUU
This is a messenger RNA of Xenopus laevis (African clawed frog), 2936 nucleotides long. Its product is annotated as histo-blood group ABO system transferase 2. Bases 841 to 1875 code for a protein of 344 amino acids. The transcript has 4 exons. The record is from RefSeq and is a predicted model, not a curated record. Lineage: Eukaryota; Metazoa; Chordata; Amphibia; Anura; Pipidae.